AUGAUUUCAAAAAACCAGAGAAUGAUUACUAAUCAAAGAAUUUUACAAACCAUCUUCAAGAUGAGGAAUAUCAAAUCAAAUAAGAGGAUUUUUGACUCAGCAAAAAUAAGAAUGUUUGGCAAUACUCUUAAUUUACCAUCACUUCCUGUGCCUACACUUAAUCAAACAAUUGAAAAAUACUUGAAAUCAGUGACUCCAUUCUUGAAUGAAAGUGAACUUAUCAACACCAAAACAAUACUUAAAGAAUUUAGCUCUCCCAAUGGAAUUGGUAAUAAUUUACAAGACCUACUCAUCCAAAAAGCAAAUUCCUCUGAGAAUUGGUUAGCUGAAUGGUGGUUGAAGACAGCCUACCUGGAAUAUCGGGAACCUGUUGUAAUUUUCUCAAGCCCUGGACUUGUUUUCCCACUUGAAGAUUUCAGUAUUGAAGAUGAGAGGGUAGUAUAUACUGCUAAGUUGAUAAUGGCUGCUCUAGACUAUAAGUUUACAAUUGAUAAUGAUCAGCUCCCACUAGACAAAAUGGGCAAAGAUCCAUUGGACAUGAAUCAAUACAAGAAGAUCUUUGGCACAUGUAGAGUACCAAAGAAAAAUGUGGAUGAAAUAGAAUUCAACUCAGAAUCAAGACACAUAAUAGUAGUUAGGAACAACAAUUUUUUCAGCAUUGAAGUUAUUAAGGAAAAUAUGAAAAGGUGUAGUUUUAAAGACAUACUAGGUAUGCUACAUUCCGUUUUGAACGAAUCAACUAAUUUAGGAGAUCCUGUCGGCAUUUUGACUACAGAAAAUAGGAAUAACUGGUCUAGAGCCUAUGAUGAAUUAAUUAAAGACCCACUAAAUAGGGAUUCGGUUGCCAAAAUUCAGAAAUCCUUAUUUUUGGUAGCUUUAGAUAAUCCCAUGCCAGAUUCGAAUGAUUCCCGCAGAUCUUUGGCUAGUAAACAAUGUAUUCAUGGAGGCGGAAGCAUGGCUAAUUCUGCGAAUCGUUGGUUUGAUAAAACUGUGCAGUUCGUCAUUGGUCAAGAUGGUAUAGUAGGUUUAACCUAUGAGCAUUCGCCUAGCGAAGGUCAACCUAUCGCAAGUAUGACUGAUUAUUUGAUAAAUUACAUUAAACAUAUUGAUACCAAUAAUAAUAUGUCCGAUACAAAAUUUGAUGGUACAUUGGAGAAAUUAGAAUUUAAAGUCAGUGAUACUUUAAAGUCCUACAUAAUUGAAGCAAAUGAAAAUAUUGAUAGAUUAGUGAAGAAUUUGGAUAUGGAUUGUUUUCAAUUUACUUCCUUUGGAAAAGAAUUUGUGAAAACUCAGAAACUCAGUCCAGACAGUUUCAUACAAAUUGCUAUGCAAUAUGCCUUUUACAGAAUUCAUAUGACUCCUGGGGCUCAUUAUGAAUCGGCUGCUACCAGAAAAUACAUACAUGGAAGAACAGAAACGAUUCGCUCUUGUUCCAUAGAGUCGAUCGCAUUCGCUAAAGCCAUGUUGGAUUCAAAGAAAACCAUUGCCGAUAAAGUAGUUGCACUGAAAGAAGCAAUUGAAUCUCACAAGAAAUAUGCUAUGGAGGCAGUCAAUGGUUUCGGCGUAGACCGUCACUUGUUGGGGCUCAAACUGAUAGCUCAGGAAAACGGUAUAGAGCUACCUCGCAUUUUCACAGAUCCAUCCUUCAAACGCAGCAGUCACAUGCGUAUAUCGACGAGUCAAGUAGCGACUAGAUGCGAUGGGUUCAUGUGUUACGCUCCGCUUACGGCGGAUGGUUAUGGGUGUUGUUACAACCCUCGGCCGUUCGAUAUAAAUUUUGGGGUUUCAGCUUUCGUAGCGCAUGCUGAUACUUCUGCGACGAAAUUUCGAUUGGCCCUUGAAGAGAGUCUUGGAGAUAUGCACGAUAUUUUAGCGAAAUCACAAAAGGCCAAAUUAUGA
Phaedon cochleariae (mustard beetle) is the source of this 1899-nucleotide messenger RNA. Lineage: Eukaryota; Metazoa; Arthropoda; Insecta; Coleoptera; Chrysomelidae. The record is from the annotation of a GenBank genome assembly.